This is a messenger RNA of Zeugodacus cucurbitae (melon fly), 3518 nucleotides long. RefSeq names its product formin-binding protein 1-like (gene Cip4). Gene Ontology annotation, biological process: signal transduction. Lineage: Eukaryota; Metazoa; Arthropoda; Insecta; Diptera; Tephritidae. Gene Ontology annotation, molecular function: protein binding. The record is from RefSeq and is a predicted model, not a curated record. The coding region runs from base 16 to 1974 and encodes 652 amino acids. The transcript has 13 exons.
AGUGUGGGGGCCGUGAUGUUCUAUAAAGAGUUUUGGGAUCAGUAUGAAAAUAUAUCGUCACAGACGAACAAAGGCAUAGAAUUCCUUGAAAAAUAUUGCAGUUUCAUACAAGAUCGUCUGGCGAUAGAAAAAGAAUAUGCCACCAAAUUGCGACGCCUAGCGAAAAGCUACCAGCCCAAAAAGCGCGAGGAGGAAGACAACGAAUUUUCAUCCUGCCAAGCUUUCCGCAAUGUUUUAAAAGAAGUCAACGACUUAGCCGGCCAGCGUGAAGUAGUCGCCGAAUCAUUGGAGCAACGCAUAGUGCAAGGCAUACAAGUGCUCUCCAAAGCGUUACGAGAUGAACGAAAGCGAUGUCUCUAUGAAGGCACAACUCUACAACAGUCCCUCACCGCACAAUUGGGCGCUUUGGAUCGCGCCAAACGCAACUAUGAGAAAGCCUUCCGCGAGUCGGAAAAAGCUGUGGAGAAUCACAAGAAAGCCGAUAUGGAUCUGAAUCUGAGUCGAGCCGAAGUGGAACGCUAUAAGAAUAUAAUGACGGCGAAGAUACAACAAUCGGACGAUGCGAAAAACGAAUAUGCCAAUCAACUGCAGAAAACCAAUAAUCUACAAAGGCAGCACUACGGUGUCUCAUUGCCAACAGUUUUCAAUCGCCUACAAGAGUUGGAUGAGAAGCGCACAGCCGGCAUACGUGAGUUCAUCGUUGGCACAGCAGAGGUCGAAUCAUCGGUGGCGCCCAUCAUUGCACGGUGUAUGGAGGGCAUUGUCAAAGCGGGCGAGUCAAUAAACGAAAAGGAAGACUCCGCCAAAGUCAUAGAAAGAUAUCAAUCGGGCUUCACACCACCAACCGACAUACCCUUCGAUGAUCUGUCAAAACAUAAUCCCGAUUCACCGCUUGAUUCCCGUGUGCUUUCAAAUAAUUUCACCGUCAAGGGCACCAUCAGCAAAGGCGUUAAGAAACGCACAGCGAUCUUUAGCUUCUUCGGUAGCAAUAAGCCACAGAAGAUUUAUGAAGCCUGUAUCACCAUGAAGAACUCACUAACGGCGGACGGCCAAAAGGAAGACUUCAGCGAUUUACCACCGAGUCAACGGCGCAAGAAGCUACAAGCUAAAAUUGCCGACUUGCAGCAUAAACUGCAACAGGAGAUGGCCACACGUGAUGGUCUGAUGAAAAUGAAAAUGGUCUAUGAGUCGAAUUCAUCGCUGGGCAAUCCGAUGACAGUCGAAGGACAACUGAAUGAGUCCGAGCACAAAAUGGAAAAAUUACGCAUGGACUUGAAGAAGUUCCAAGGCUAUUUGGAGAGUGCGAAUCAAAUGCCACUGGCCAGUAAUAGUCCGCAAGCGAGUCGCAUACUCAUGCAAAAUGGACAUCGAACAUCGAGACAUUCCAAUGGCAGUGCCGAAGAUCACAACGAUGAUGGCGACGAUCAUGGUGAUGAUGGUGGCAGCUUAAGCAGGUCAGGUUCUGAGGAUAAUGUGGCGCAAAUACAAAAUGGGCAUAAUAAUAACAAUAACGGCAGUUCGGCUAGUCCCGAAAGCGGUUUGGGUACAUCGCACACCUCACUGCCGGGUUCAGGACAGGGUAGUGCGAACGAGAACGCCAUCGGCGAGGAUGACUAUGAUGGUGCGGAGAUCGAGGUGCUGCAGCCGUUGGGCACAUGUAGAGCGCUCUAUCCCUUCGAAGCGACCAGCGAAGGCAGCAUACCGAUGAUUGAGGGCGAGGAACUGCAAGUCAUUGAGAUCGAUCAGGGUGAUGGUUGGACGCGCGUGCGCCGUGCCAAUGCCGCGAACGGCUGGGAUGAGGGAUUUGUGCCGACUAGUUAUAUUGAAUGUACACUUCCCUACAUACAUUUGGUUGAGAGCAUGGCAUUCAUUUAUAAAAGCAACAAAGCUGCCGACUGCGCUGAGCCGAGCAGUUCCACGAGCAGCACACCGACUAUUGACUAUUUCGAGCAACAACACAGCAGUGUUGUUUAGCAAACUAUGUAAAUGUGUAUGUGUCCCAAAAACGUUUCGAUACCAAUAUGACCAAAUAUGAUUUGCCGACUUUGAGCGCAAGAGAGAGAGAGAGCGAGAGAGAGAUCGAGAGAGAGAGAGAAAAAAUGUAACUAAAGCGUGAAAUAACUAAUUAACAAGUAUUGUGAAUUGCUUUUCAUUAUGUAUUAUUAUUAUUAUUUUUUUCAUUUUAAAUUUUUGGUAAUGUUUAUAUAGAAGAAUAAUUAAAAAUAAUUUUAUAUGCUGUGAGAAAAACAAAUUACAGACAGUGAUACAACUCUAUUGUAAUUGUAUAAAUGCGAAAAAAAUAUAAAAAAAAUUGCAGAAAUGUGCAAAAAUGAAAAAAAAAACAGAGAAAAAUAUUAGUAAAAGAAUAUUUUUUAGGGGACAGUGUGGGCAAAUGGUUGACUUAAAGGCUGUUAUGCCUUAUUACUAGCGUGUGUUUUGUAAAUGCGUUUCCGUAGUUAAUAUGAAAUUGUAUUUUUAUUUUACUGCAUUUUUCACUACUCUACACAUACACAUACAACUGCAAUCACAUACAUAUUAUUAAUAUAUUAUAAAUAUAUAUGUAAAAGAAUUAGUGAGUGCAAUUCAGCAGCAAAAAUAUUUCAACAAAAUAUUGUAAAUUACUAUGGAAAACUAAGAAACAGCACUCUCUCAGCAGAUAAAAAAAUUAAAAAAAAAAAUAAAAUUAAUAAACUGAAUUAAAUUAAAAAAAUAAAUUAAAAAAUAUUGAAUAUAAAACUCAGCCUCUGCUAUGCACCAGCGACACAAUCAUACAACAAAAACUAUCUUAUGCUAAACAUUGCAAAUUAAUUAUUUGAAAAAUAUUAAAAAAAAAAAUACAUAACUUCAUACAUACCGUUAAAUAACGUAAACCAAGCACGUGGCAAGUCAAGAAAAUAAAAUGAAAUCAUCAAAUGUAUCAAUUAAUUGUAUUAUAAUAUUAAAAUGCUGCAAUUUAUUUAUACGCCGCUGCCAGCGUGCUAGGAAAGAAUGCAGUGAAAGCAAACAAAUUAUUUUUUAAAUAUUUUUUUUUUAAUAUUUUUUAUUUAAUUUUUGUUUUAAUAUUUUUCAAAUUUUUUUUAAAUAUUUUUUUUUUUUGUUUUUUUUUUUAAUUUUUAAAAUUUUUUUUUAAUAUUUUUUCUAUUUUUUUGUAAUUUUAUUUUCAAUUUUUUUUUUUAAUUUUUUUUAUAUAUUAUAAUUUUUCAUAUUUUUCGUUCAUAUAUUUUCCAUUUUCUCAUACGAUAAUAAUUGCCGUUAAAUCGCUCUUUAACCGCGCUGCUUGUUGCACGCAGCAGCAAGCUUUUGUACAGUUUCAUUUAGCGUUAAAUAAGUAAAUAUGUAAUAAUUACUAAGUAAAAUUAGCUUUUAAUUUGCGCCUUAUUUUUCGUAAUGAUAUAAAUAUACAUACAUAUAUGUAAAUGACUACAUAUAAAUGAGUAUAUAAGUGAGUUUAGUUUAAACAAAGCAAAAAAUAUGUUGUGAAAUAUUUAAAGAAAUAGAAAAAAAAAUAAAAAAUAAAA